AUGGCUGACCUCGGUCUAGCGAUCGCUGGCGUCGCCGGCACAAUAGAUGUCUGCAUAAGACUUGGCCAAUACAUGGUACACGCCUACAAAGAUUAUGGCCGGUCAGAUGAGAUGGUCAAUGAGCUGGUUGUCAGAGUUGAAAUCUGCUGGUCGCGCAUUGCUGGCCAGUUGGAAAUCAGCAAGGAAUUAUUAACAGACAUGACGGACGAGCAACGAGAGCUUCAGUCGCGAAUCUUGCCUAUUCUGCAAUCGAAAUUGAAUGCUGCGACACAAGUUAUUUCGCGAACUGACAAGCAUUCCACUUCGAAGAGGAUCAAAGCAUUGCAUUUCUUAACACUUCGAGAAACCCUUGAAAACACCGUCACGGAUCUCGAAAUUUGGCAGCAACGCUUCGAACCAUCGUGGUUUCAAAUCAUCAAAACUGGUCCCCCGACAGUCGAUGCAGUUCUGCGCAACCGAGACCGCGAGGAACCGGCUCGCGAAGGCUUGAGAUUCCGUCGAGCUUUUGAUAACACCCCGUCCGCUUUCAUCGCGGAGAAAAGGCUUGAGAGUUUGGACAAGAGAGAUAUCACAUACUGCAGUGCCCAGCUGGCUAUCGACCAAAAAGACGGCAAAUACUACAUCGUUGAUGCCGUGUCUCAAGAAACAGUCAAAUUGAAGGAUGCCCGUGAGCUUGCAUCGCGACUUCGAGAUUCGAAUCCCUUCAUUUUUGGAACCUUGAAAUGUAUAGGCAUUGUACGAGUACCCGAGAAGACAUCUUUUGUCUUUGUCUCCAGGGUUCCUGAGGGUUACUCAACCAUACAAAGCUGCAGGCAAUUGCUUCUUUCUGGCCAUACGCCAAAUUCGCUGACGAAACGGCUGAGAAUUGCGAAGCAACUCGUUACCGCUGUUUAUUACGUCCAUCUGUACGAGUUUGUCCAUAAGAAUAUCACCCCGGAGACUAUUCUGUCUCUUGGGACGACCGAGCCGGGGCAGGACGAAGCAGUGGUCUGUCUUGUUGGAUUCCAGCUCAUUCGUAAUGCCGACGCACGAACAAACACUUCUAAGGCAGACCGAAAGGAUUCCGUGUAUCAGCAUCCGUCGCGGAUGGGUAGUGCAGAUAUUAGCUUCACUAUGCAGCACGAUAUCUACAGUCUGGGUGUAUGCCUUCUUGAGAUCGGCCUGUGGCAAUCUCUUGUCGCUUACGACAAUAGCGGUACUACGAGGAUUUUGAGCGUGUUAGGAAUCACAGGUAGUCCAUCGCAAAGUCUCGGCCCUGAUGAGAUCAAAGCGAAGUUAAUUUCGUUAAGCCGCGUUGAACUUAGGGCUGUGAUGGGCGAUAUUUACAGUAAGGUGGUAGAGACUUGCUUAACGUGUUUGGAUGAGGGAAAUACUAAAUUUGGUGAUCCACGAGAUUUCGAGGAUGAGGACGGAGUAGAAGUUGGGUCGCGAUAUGUCAAGAAGAUUAUGGAUGCGAUGAGUGUUAUUUGUUACUAG
Messenger RNA from Fusarium sp. VM40, 1476 nucleotides. The record is from the annotation of a GenBank genome assembly. NCBI's taxonomy places the organism in Eukaryota, Fungi, Ascomycota, Sordariomycetes, Hypocreales, Nectriaceae.